AUGGCUAUUUCGGAGACUGUCAGUAAUGUCCUCGUCUAUAUCACCCUCGUAUCGUUCUUGGGUGUUGGGUUAUACGGUGGUUAUAGACAAGCGAGAACCAAAGUUGACUUCCUUGCUGCUCUGAGAACCCAAAGUGCAAUUCCGCUCGCUGCAAAUUUCUUCACCACAAGUAUUGGAUCAUCUAUACUUUUUGCUUACCCAGAACUUGCUACAAUUGCGGGACUUCUGGGUUUAUUCAUGUAUGCAUUUACUAGUACCAUUCCAUUACUUGUCUUUGCUUGGCUUGGGCCUAUAAUAAGACGUAAAUGUCCAGAAGGCUUUACUUUGACGCAAUUUAUCCUGGUGCGAUUCCAUCGGAUCAACCAAAUUUAUGUGUCUUUAAUGUCAAUGGCAUUCAUGUUCUGUUAUAUGGUUGCUGAGUUGUCAUCAAUUGCAUUGGUGCUUUACUACUUGGCUGGAUUGGAUAAAUUGGCACCAAUUAUUGUCAUCGCUGUCGUCACUACCUUGUAUACUGCAUAUGGUGGUUUUCGCGCUUCGCUCUUUACCGAUACUGUUCAAGGCUGGAUAAUUUUGAUUUUGAUGGUCAUUGCUACGAUUGCCGUGGCAGUCAAUGUCAAAAUAGAUAAGCAUGCCAUUGACGAUUCUGGUCUCUUGAAAUCUACGUCUUUAGGCUGGCAACUGCUUUACAUUCUCGCUGUUGCAAUUACUUUUGCCAACUUCUUCCACCAGGGCUUCUGGCAGCGGGCAUUUUCUUCUAAAAAUGAUCGGGAAUUAUAUAAAGCUACGGUUUUUGCAAGUGUAAUGUUAUUCCCAACACUGUUUCUCAUUGGAGUGACAGGCCUGCUUGCUGUUUGGGCGGGAUUAUGCUGUGAUGAAAACAAUGUGGGAGCUUUCGCAUUCUUUUCGUUGCUUGCCAAACUGCCUGACUGGGUGGUGGGCUUUGUGAUAAUCUUAUCCGUCGCCCUGGCAUGCAGUGCUUAUGAUACACUGCAAAGCGCGAUGGUGUCGACAAUGUCCAAUGAUCUAUUCCAAAAUAAGUUAUCGUUGACAAUUAUUCGAAUUAUUGUUUUCGUUAUUAACGUUCCCGCCG
Paraglomus brasilianum is the source of this 1090-nucleotide messenger RNA. The record is from the annotation of a GenBank genome assembly. Lineage: Eukaryota; Fungi; Glomeromycota; Glomeromycetes; Paraglomerales; Paraglomeraceae.